UGUUGCGAAUGUUUGUUUUUAUGCUGGUCCGACUUGAUUAUUUGAUGAAACUUAUAAAUUUUUAGGUAAUAUAAUAUUUCGGACUAAUGUUAUAAUAAGUGAAUAAAUGAGUAGUGAAGAUUUUAUUAACAGUUACCCAGAAACUUUUCGUUCGGGUUUAAAUGGUACCAAAGUAGAUAUUGUAUUCGUAUGCAAUAUAUGUUUUCGACAAUAUACAUUAAUCGAAGAUUUACGUGGACAUCUUAUUGAAUAUCACAAAUUCAAACCAAAAAUUGAACAAAAUUUAACACCUGAACAAAUUUCAUUACGAAAUAAUGAUCUUAACUGGAAUACUACGCCUCAUAAUGCCACAAAUGCAUCUUCCAUGGAAAUGGAGGAGUACCAUCGGAAUGAAACAAGUAAACUUGAUAUACGACCAAUGCCAUUUAGAAACUUGCGAGUUGUGUUGCGUAGCAAAAUGAUUUUGCGUUGCUCAAGAACGAACUCCUGUUCUUAUAAAUUCGAAAAUGAGGAAAAGCUUGUAUUGCACAGCAAAUGUCAUACAAAUUCAAAAACUCCACAGAAAUUCAAAUGCUAUGAGUGUGGUGUAGAGAUGAUAAAUUGGCGUCGCUGCUCAGCACACCUAUGGAAAGCUCAUCAAAUAGAUGUUGAUCUUUUGCAAUGUCCUCAAUGCGAAUACAAGGCACAUGCAUCAGUCCUUGUUUGGCGUCACUUGAGGGUACACAAAAAGUGGCGCGAACGAGUUCUACGGUCGCUAAGAGCAGUUCAACGGAAGCGCCUAAGAUAUGAUGCACAGAAAUUUAAUGAAGGGAGAGCACAUUCUUUAGAAGCGUACAAAAAUAAAUAUUAUGCAGAAAAGACUUGCGAAGUAUGCACUCGAAAAUUCGUAAAUGGUAAAACCCUUUCGAAGCAUGUAAAAGCGGUACAUAAUAAAAUUAAACCAUUCAUAUGUAAUGUAUGUGGUAAGAAAAUGGCAAGAAAGGCUAGUUUGAUUAUACAUAUACGCCAGCAUACUGGGGAAAAACCAUUACAUUGCAAGACGUGCAAAUUCUCAACUAGGGAUCCCAGUGUUCUAAAUUCGCAUCAGAUGCGCCACGAAAAGGUGGAAAAGUUUAAAUGCAGUCAAUGCGACUUUUUCUGCAUUCAAUCUAGUGCUUUCAAGCGUCAUAUGCGGUUGAAGCAUAUAGAAGAGUAUAAAAAGAUCGCAUGUGACAUGUGCAGCUAUGUUACAAUAAGCGCAGAUCGACUGCAAGUGCACAAAAGUGAUCAUCGAAAAGGGCUUAUUGUUAAUCACGAAGAUUCUAUGGACGCAACUCGUUCCAAGGGCUCGAAACAUUCACACAAAUUAAGAGAUAAAAAUGAGAUGUCUGCUGAUAGUUUCUUGCCGAUCGAAAGUAUUGAUUCACUACCUCAUGAGCCAGCUGUGGACACUGGAGGAGUUACAAUACCUGCACCUUCUGAGGAUACACAGUUCCCGACAUACUUAAGUAAUUGAUUGGUUUAUUUUUAACCAGCUCUAGAAUUUCAAAAUAGUUCUAAAAAGAUUCUUUGUGUCAUGUAUAAAUUAUUUCAUUGUAACAUUUUACAAUGUUUAAAUACUUAUAAAAUAUAUUAUCUUUAUUACAAUGUAUUCAUUCUAAGAUUAAAUAAACAUAAAAAAGAUUUGAUAUAUUA
Ceratitis capitata (Mediterranean fruit fly) is the source of this 1674-nucleotide messenger RNA. RefSeq names its product zinc finger protein 2 homolog. The coding region runs from base 107 to 1495 and encodes 462 amino acids. The transcript has 7 exons. Gene Ontology annotation, cellular component: nucleus. NCBI's taxonomy places the organism in Eukaryota, Metazoa, Arthropoda, Insecta, Diptera, Tephritidae. Gene Ontology annotation, biological process: regulation of transcription by RNA polymerase II. The record is from RefSeq and is a predicted model, not a curated record. Gene Ontology annotation, molecular function: RNA polymerase II transcription regulatory region sequence-specific DNA binding; DNA-binding transcription factor activity, RNA polymerase II-specific.